Molecule: messenger RNA, 2270 nt
Organism: Archocentrus centrarchus (flier cichlid)
Lineage: Eukaryota; Metazoa; Chordata; Actinopteri; Cichliformes; Cichlidae
Product: beta-1,4 N-acetylgalactosaminyltransferase 2-like
Exons: 12
Coding region: 39-1469 (476 amino acids)
Biological process (GO): UDP-N-acetylgalactosamine metabolic process; UDP-N-acetylglucosamine metabolic process
Molecular function (GO): acetylgalactosaminyltransferase activity
Source: RefSeq, a predicted model, not a curated record
GAGCCGGCUUUUGUUGGCGGUGAGGAACCCAGCUGAAGAUGUUAUCCAGCAGUUCAAGGCUUCAGCUGAUGGCUGUUGUUAGUGUGAUCAUCCUGAUGUUAUCAUUAUUAUAUUUCACCAAUUUGUGCAACUGUCCUGGAGAGCUGUUUUCCACUACACCGAAACUAAGGUCAUCUCUCCCCAGGAACCUCUCCUUGCCGGGUCAAUGCACCUGCCCUGCUGGCUCACAGCUUCUUAAAAAUUACAUCCCCGAGGAUGAAUAUGAGGACUUAGUUCAACGGCGAGCUAAGGAGUUCCAGCAGUACAAAACCAGGACGGCUUCUGUACUAUCCAGACUACUGUUUGCUUUGCCCAACUCUCCUCUGCAGUAUCCUAUUCAGGGUUAUGUAGUACGGCCUUUGACCUCUACUCUCAUACCAGGUUUAGGGCUGCAUGCAGAAAAAAGAAGCAGCUACAAGGUGACAUUAAGUGUUUCUAAAGGCAUCCUAACCACACAUACUCCACCAGAAGAGGCAAUGGUCAAAGGUUCUGGUGAGAAUAAACUGAUUAUCGAGUCCAGCAGCCUACUGACCCUGAAUGAUUUGCUGGCCAAAGUGUCCUAUACCAGCAGUGAAUACCAUAUAAAUACUGGAGACCUCGCCACUUUCCAGUUUGAAAACGAUGAAGCUGUGUUUCCCAUUGCUAUCAAACAGCCUCAAAUACCAGUCCUGUAUGACAUGGGCACAGAUAUCAACUCUCAAGUCACCAUCGCCACGAAGACCUUCCUGCGCUAUAAACAACUGAGGGUGUUGGUGGACAGCAUCCGACAAUUCUACAGCAACAUAAACAUCAUUAUUGCAGAUGACAGCUUAGAACCAGAGAAAAUUACUGGAGAAAACAUCCAACAUUACAUCAUGCCUCCAGCACAGGGGUGGUUUGCAGGCAGAAAUCUGGCUGUUUCCCAGGUAACCACCAAGUACUUCCUGUGGGUCGAUGAUGACUUUUUGUUCACUGAGAAGACGAAGAUAGAGAAGCUUGCAGAAGUGAUGGAGGCGGUCCCUGAACUGGACGUGGUGGGUGCGUCAGUAAAUGGGAAUAGGUUUCCCUUUGCUCUUGUAUAUGAGGAAGGAGAGGAAAAUGAAGGUGGCUGCCUAUCCAGGAAGUUUAGGAAAUUUCAACCACUUCCUGGAUACCCACAAUGCACUGUGGCCAAUGGAGUUGUCAACUUCUUCCUGGCUCGCACAGAUGCCGCGCAGAGGGUGGGCUUUGACCCUAAGCUCCAAAGACAAGCGCAUUCAGAGUUCUUCAUGGACGGUCUGGGCACUUUGCUUGUUGCCACAUGUGGUGAUGUGGUGAUUGGCCAUCAACCCAAGACGGCAGACAACACGGUUCCUGAGUACAGAAAAUUCAGAUACCCCGGAAGAUCUGACACCGAGUUCAAACUGAAGCUUCACUUUUUCAAAAACCACCUUAAGUGCAUCAAAUAUUGAUAAAUGCCACAAAAGACAUCUAUCUGACUGGUUUUUGUCAUUAAUCAUUUUAUGUUUCCUUCAAUUUGGUUGUUAUUACUUGACCCUUAAUGAUUAAUGUUCCUCAGUAUCCUACAGGGUGCUGAUUAUUGCAGCCACAGUUAUUUUCCUAAAAACCUUUUGCAGCAUGUGCGAAGAGUCUGUCAUAAAACUGUUAUUACAUAUACCUGCAUGUCUUCAAGUGCGUAUAUGGAAAACCUUGUGUAUUCUUAGUGGCUAUGCAGACUACACUACGCCACUGGAUACGGGGCUCUGAAGACUAUCAAACAGAAACUGAAGCUUUGAUUUCAUUCAGGUGUUUAAUUUGAUGUUUAGAGAAAUGUGAAAAGUGAAAUGUCACUGCUGUUUGUGUUAACACUUGUUUCAAAUUUUUUAUUACUGUUAUUACUGUUUAUUACUGUUAUGUGUUUAAUUUGCUUCUAUUAUCAACAUUCUGUUGUUUUACUUUGAUUUUUUAAAUUUAUUUAUUUAUUUUUGUAAAUUUUGUUUCUUUAAUCCCAGUAUGUGAAGAUCUUUAGGUUGCAUGUUUUUUAUUUUAAAUCAAAAGGUUCCAUAAAGAUAGUUGUGCUGUUUUUUUUUUUGUUUGUUUGUUUUUUUGUUUUUUGUUUUUUUUGGGGGGGGGUUGCAUUAUUCAGUUUCUUAGGCUUUGUUUUAAAUAUACUGCUUGUUUUUUGUGUUUGCUGUCCUGUGUACAGUUCUCUACAUAAUAUUCUUUUAAUAUGGGUAAAUAUUUUGCCUUGGGGUCUGUUUUUAGUGUUCCUU